AUGCUGAGAGUGACAAGACUGAUUGACAAUGCCGGUGAAACGUCUGGGCAUGUGCCACGGUUCGACGCUGGGAAUCAUGAUUACUACAAUAUGGCUUCAGAUAAGACACUUCCGUCUAAGUCGCCCUGUCAGCACAACCAAUUUGUGAAAAAGAGGUCAUACCACUUCUACCCAUCUAAUAUGGUUUUAACAGAGGACAUCAUUUAUUCUGAAUCAAAAAUCACCGAGCUCCUAGCCAACGGUGACUAUGAUACCGCCGGCCUUAGCGAACCCUAUUGCCACUUCACUGCUCAGAACGGACUUACUCCUCCUGCCAUGGGUGGCUUCUGGCACCCAAGCUCAGCGAGCGGAACCCUACGUAGUGAUGAGUUACUCUCAGGUCCUGGCGCUGCUGAUCUUGAUGUUGCGAUUGAGCAUCGGCUGCGUAAUUCUCUGAAUGCGGUUAAUCGAGGACUGAACUCCAGAACUCGCUUAUAUUGCAAGUAG
Protopolystoma xenopodis is the source of this 486-nucleotide messenger RNA. The record is from the annotation of a GenBank genome assembly. NCBI's taxonomy places the organism in Eukaryota, Metazoa, Platyhelminthes, Monogenea, Polystomatidea, Polystomatidae.